GUGUGAAUGUGGAUUUGACUGCGAGAAAUCAGUACUGGUGGGAGCUGGACUGAGUUAGCUAGCUAGUGAAAAGUGAGAUGGUCGCACCUUUGUCAAUUUCCCAACCCAGUCUGUUUAAAAGGCAUCGCUUCUGCUUCCAGACCAAGAAGAAAGCAGCCCUAUUUGUGUCGUUCUCGGUACUGUUGAUACGCCAUCCGUCCAGUGCCGCGACAAUAACAAUACCACCGACAAGCAAAAAGCAAAAGUAAAAGCAAAAGAGCCACCAGCAAACCCUUCGGAUUCCACUCAUAACUUACUUUCCAAGGAUUCCAUCUCUCAUCAGUCCUAGAUCUCCUCAUUACUUUUCUGCUCAUCACUAAACAAACAAACAACUUAACCAUGAUUGUUAUCCCAUCUGAUACCUCUGCUUCAGCUCCUCUGAUGCCUCUUUCCAUGUCGUCUCCCCUCUCUCCAGUGGUCGCAUCCGUCUCUCCUCUCAAGGAUGAUGCCGAGCCAAUCGCCCCUCGAAGAGUUUCUUUCCGAACCAACGAGAUUGAGCAGCAACGAAUUGCCUUUCUGGUGCAGAGUACCCUGGUCGAAGAUGACGAGGAAGAUGAAACCGACUGCCAGAACAUCAGCAAGACCAUCAGCAGCCCACUGGUAGUAAAAGAAGAAGAAGAAACUACCAGCCGAGGCCUCGAGCUCAAGACUUCUCCGGCACGCCAAACGCGCAAGUUUACCAUUCUCAAGAGCAUUGUCAAGAACCAAAAGCACUGCAGCCCGGAACAACUUUCCAAGCUGGCACGGGUCUGCAACCGAUGGGCUGCAGUAGCUGCCAAGGCACAAGCCGAUCAAGAUUUCCAUGAUGUCUACCAGCCAUCAUCAGCAGCAGCAGCAGCACCUCAAAUUCCCGACAUGGCUCGCUACCCCAUGCCCUUCAAAAAGAAUAGCAGCAGCAGCAAGCGUUCCUCUUCAUCCUCUUCAUCCUCUUCACAAGAAGAACACACACGACGAGUACGAGCCAGAACUCACUAGAUAGAUAGAUAUACCAUCCUUCCCUUUACCUGGCACACUUCCUUGCUACAGUAACAGCUAGAUAUAGACAACACUUUCUCAUAACCUAAAACUAUUCUCUAUACU
Seminavis robusta is the source of this 1119-nucleotide messenger RNA. NCBI's taxonomy places the organism in Eukaryota, Bacillariophyta, Bacillariophyceae, Naviculales, Naviculaceae. The record is from the annotation of a GenBank genome assembly.